UUUCUUGGAAAAUGAAACUGUCAGUUUGAGGAAGAGAAAAUGGCUCUCAAUAAGGAUUUAUUCGACUGCUCCAUUUGUUUACAGUUAUUUGAAGAUCCUGUGACGAUUGCCUGUGGACAUAGUUACUGUAUGAGAUGUAUUAAUAACUUCUGGGAUGUAAAUAGUAAGGGGCAGAACACUUUCAGCUGUCCUCAGUGCAGGCAGAUUUUCUCCCCUAGGCCUUGUCUGAAGAGGAACACACUUCUUGCUGACCUUUUGGAGGAACACAAGAGAACACCCUCCCCAAGUGACACCUGUGAUGGACCUGAGGACGUACAAUGUGAUGUUUGUACAGUGAACAAACAAAAAGCUUCUAAGUUCUGUCUCAACUGUUUGGCCUCUUACUGUGAGACUCAUCUGAAGCCACACUUUGAGGUCCCGCCUCUCAAAAAGCACAAGCUGGUUCAGGCCUCUACACGGAUCAAGGAGAGCAUCUGUGGUCAUCAUGACAAGCUUCUGGAGAUUUACUGCCGCACUGAUCAGCAGUUCAUAUGCCUUGUGUGUGCCGUGGAGGAACACAAAAACCAUGAAACUGUGGCUGUUGCAGCAGAAAAAUGUGAAAUGCAGAGACAACUGGAGAUGAUUAAACAGGAAGUUACAGACAGACUGUUGGAUUCAGAGAAGAAAAUGAUGGAGCUGAGAGAGGCUGCAGACUCUAUAAAAGAAACUGCAGGGGAGGUGUGUGAUGAAUUUGAGCGGCUGUGCCAGGAAAACAUCAGUUUAUAUGUCCGCUCUGUGGAGAAGAAAUGCUCAGACAUCACAGUGAAACUUAAAAAAACAGAGACCGCUGGACUGGAGUGGACCAAACGUCACAUUGAGCAGCUGAAGCAGGAAGUGUGUGAACUGAGGACGAGGGAGGAAAAACUCAACCAACUUUUGCAAACAGAUGAUUCCAUCCAGUUUCUGCAGGGUUUCUGGGCUCUUGGUGACCUUCCUGUAUUUACAGAUUUACAUUCAAGACUCGACACACUGACAGAGUUCAUCACAGAUCAGAAAUGUAAAUUGAAAAACAUGUACAAAAAAGAAAAGGAUGAAUUUCUCAGUCCUCUUGGGAGACAUAUGUUAUCAAGUACACCCAGGAAUCCAAAUGUAGUUACCCUGAGAACAUACCUUCGGAGCAAGUUUAAAAACUUCAAACUGGAAGUAGACCCCAACACAGUCACUACAUGCCUUUGCUUGUCUGAUGGAAAUAGAAGCAUCUCAUGGGGGGGCAGUGACCAGGCUCAUCCAGAUCACCCAGACAGGUUCACCUUCUAUCACCAAGCUCUGUGCAAACAGGGUCUGACUGGCGACGCAUACUGGGAGGUGGAGUGGGAUGGAGGUGUUGUAGAGGUGGCUGUUUCUUACAAAAGCAUUGAAAGAAAAGGUUCUGGGAAAAAUUCUUGCUUUGGCCACAAUUGUCAGUCCUGGAAAAUACUGUGCUCACCAACUGGCUGCAAGUUCUGGCACAAUAAUCUUCACAAAACCCAAAUUCCUCCUGUUCAGACCUGCAAAUUAGGAGUGCACCUUGAAUAUCAAGCAGGAGUGCUGUGUUUCUAUGGUAUUUCUGUUUCUGAUGAGUUAAUGCUCCUGCACAAAACAAAAACAACGUUCACUCAACCUCUUUAUCCUGGGUUCUGUGUUGAUUUCGGUUCAACACUGAAAAUAUGCGACAUGAGAGACAAGCCACAGCAGUAAAUAUAAGCAAUACAUAUUUUUUCUACAUAUUAUGUACAACUGGUAAUAAUAAAUGGCUAACAAUUUGAGGAUAAAUCGCUGCAUAAUGGAAAUAAAGGAAAAAAGUUUGUGAAAUGUCUUU
Sphaeramia orbicularis (orbiculate cardinalfish) is the source of this 1837-nucleotide messenger RNA. Its product is annotated as tripartite motif-containing protein 16-like. Gene Ontology annotation, molecular function: protein binding; zinc ion binding. The record is from RefSeq and is a predicted model, not a curated record. The coding region runs from base 40 to 1716 and encodes 558 amino acids. Lineage: Eukaryota; Metazoa; Chordata; Actinopteri; Kurtiformes; Apogonidae. The transcript is spliced from 6 exons.